Vitrella brassicaformis is the source of this 1654-nucleotide messenger RNA. Lineage: Eukaryota; Vitrellaceae. The record is from the annotation of a GenBank genome assembly.
UGGAUGGAUGGAUGGAUGGAUAAAUGGAUGACACACCGAUAUCUAUCAAUUGUACUGGUCAGUCGGCAAGGCAGCUCAUACCCAUAUGUGUGUCCCGAGACGUGCACACGCACUCAUGGACACACGCCCAGCACCCAUUGGGCGUAAUCCACCCAUACCUUUGAUCCACCCACCCAUCUACGCAUCGCGCCGCGCCACUCGGGCGCAAAAGGCAGGCAAAACUGGGCCAUGCUUGUACAAAAGAGCUACUGUGAGGUUCCUCAUUGCCGACUUCAGCUCUCCGUGGGUGAAGCCGCUGCUGGGACGGUCAGGCGAGUCCCAGCUUCAACAUCACCAACGAAGAGAUCAAGCUGGCAACAAAGCACUCGUACACAAGCAAUAUGCAGGCUCGCUGGGGACGGAAACACCGAAAAAGUGUCAGAACCUGGCACUGUGUGUGCUCCGCGGUGUGUCGAAGCCGGCCUCGACGCACUCUCGAUGCUUCUCGCAACAUGCAUCUUCAAAGCACGUCGACAUCAGCUACGCGACACACCGCAGAGGAAACACACUUCUGUCUGCACACACAUGGAAGCGCUCCCCUCUCUCUCCUCUCUGUCUCUCCCUGUCUCUCUCUCCUUGCCACUGAAUCCAUCCCUUCGGGAUAAUCACUCGCUCAAUUGUACAUACACACAAUAUACAAUCAAUAUACAUCAUACAUAUACAACAAAACUUCCCCAGCUGGCCGGCCACUCGUUCCAUCCGUCCACCGAUUCGCUCCACCCAUCGUAUCAGCCGCCCCUCACCAUCUUGUCCCCUUCCCUGCCCGACUUCCGCCUCACCAGCACGUGCCAGUGGUGGAUGGACUCGAUCGUCCGCAGGUUGGUGGGGUUGAUGAAGUACAGGUACUCGUGGGUGUCGGGAGGGUACGCCUUCUCCACUAUCUCCUCCACAUCGGCGGCUGACAGGUCUCUCAGGGCCCAGCAGACCAGGUGGCUGACGCCGUCCUCGAAGCUGUAUGGAUAAUCGUUGGGCACCAGCCAGUGGCGGUCAUGCAGCGACGCACGCGCAGCCUACAAGACAACACAGACAGAGCACACCCAUAGCCAAGCGGAUGAAGAGAAAUGGUCGCCGCGUGCUCACUUUGCUUACCUCAGUGAGUGGGACUGCCUGCAUCCGCCCCUGCUCAUCCCUGGUGUGUUGGAGGCCCAGCACAUUGAUCAGGAUGCUGUCGCCCAUCGACACAUACUCGUCUGUCACGCGGCCCCGCCACUGUCGGUACUUGUCUCCCACGUCUGCAUUCCGCGCAAACAAAUCGAGCCGGCCCGACUCAAUGUGCUGGCGGGCUUCUUCCCAAGUCGCCGGACGGUCCACCACACGCACGCCACCUAUCAUCCUGCAUCAAAGCACAGGCAAGUCGCUGGUGGUGAUGGCUAUGUGAUUAGUCACGUACCAGGUUGUGGCCGAUGUGAUCUGCUCUCUCUCCCUGGUUGUGCUGCUUCUCUGCAAGGCGCUCGUGCCGUCCCUGCUGUCCUUCUGCAGCACGGCCGAGAGCUGAUGUGGUCCGGUGCGGCGCGCCUCAGAUACAGCGAAGAACAGGUACGCGGUGAGGGAGAACACCACGGCAGGACGCUGCAUCUGCCUCUCCGCUGUACUUCUGCAAGCUGAGCUCGCAACG